GCUGGCGGCAUCGCCAUGUCAAUGACGGUGAAUCUGACCGGACCGGCCCCCUGGGGCUUCCGUAUCACGGGAGGAAGGGACUUCAGGAAGCCCAUCAUUGUGUCCAAGGUGACGGAGCACGGGAAGGCAGCUGCAGGGGACCUCCGACCUGGUGACGUCAUCGUCUCCAUCAAUGGCGACAGCACGGCCGACAUGCUCAAUGUGGAGGCGCAGAACAAGAUCAAGCAGAGCUCCGGCCGGCUCCAGCUUCAAGUGGACAGGUCCCAGUUGUUCUCUCCCCACCAGACCAACGGUGAGAGCUCCCCAGAGAUGUUGGCCAUGCGGUUCCAGGAUGUCGUACGAACCAGGGAUGACAGCCAGGGCUCGGUGAGGUCCUCCUACUCCAGCCCGGCGUCCCUCAGCCCCCGGCCUGGCAGCCCCUUCUCAUCCUCGUCACCCGGGUACCGGCCCGGCAGCCCCUAUAGCCCCCAGAGGCCCAGCCUGCCCUCCGAGGGCAGAGGGGAGACGGUGGCGAGCAGCUGCAGCUUCCAGUCUCUGACCAGUUCUCCCAGUGUCUUUGAGGAUCGCUCCCCCUCACCCCACGGGCACCAGCGUCCAGGCAGCAGACAGGAGCGAGGCAGCUUGUGCCACCCGAGCAGCUCUCCAGUUGCAGCUCUGCCUCUGAUCAACCGCACACCAUCCCCUCUCGGCCCCUGGGAGAUGGGGAGGGCCCCGGGCAGGGCCUCGCCCUCGUACAGCCCCCGCAACAGCCUGGACUCGGAGCCGGCCAUGCGGCGCUUGGAGGAGGACUCCGAGGUCUACAAAAUGAUGCAGGAGAACCGUGAGAUCCGGGCCGCUCCGCGGCAAUCCAACACCUUCCGCCUGCUCCAGGUGGCUCUGGAGACUGAUGGUGGAGCGGGCACCACGACCCCCUUUCCCAGCAAGCUGUCCCCCAGCACCCACAAGCCAGUCACCAGCUCCGUGGCGGGGGUUCAGAAGCUGCACACAUGUGAGAAGUGCGGCACUGGCAUCACGACCCAGGCGGUGAGAAUCCAGGAGAGCCGGUACCGCCACCCCUCCUGCUACAUCUGUGCCGACUGUGGCCUCAACCUCAAGAUGCGGGGCCACUUCUGGGUGGGCGAGGAGCUGUACUGCGAGAAGCACGCCCGCCAGCGCUACCAGGGCCUCGGGGAGGGCGCCGCCGCUGCCACGGCCAUCUCCUCCAAGUCCUGA
This is a messenger RNA of Emys orbicularis (European pond turtle), 1212 nucleotides long. RefSeq names its product PDZ and LIM domain 2 (gene PDLIM2). The coding region runs from base 16 to 1212 and encodes 398 amino acids. Gene Ontology annotation, cellular component: adherens junction; filamentous actin; Z disc. Gene Ontology annotation, biological process: actin cytoskeleton organization; heart development; muscle structure development. The transcript has 9 exons. Gene Ontology annotation, molecular function: actin binding; muscle alpha-actinin binding. The record is from RefSeq and is a predicted model, not a curated record. Lineage: Eukaryota; Metazoa; Chordata; Testudines; Emydidae.